GACACUUUGAUCCAUUAUGUUCUACAUUGCCUCAUGGAUUUCCUGGAACUUGCCACUUCCGGGUGAAAGAAGGCCUGGCGGAACUUGGCUCACGUAAUAUCAGCUGAUUGUCACAGUAGAUACAGUACCGGUACCUGCGUACAACGGCUACUUAGCACAGGCAUGCUGCUGUUUUGUUAUUACCAACACUGAGCUGGAUUUUGGCUUCAUGUACGUGUACCUGGAGACUGCUCCUUUCUUAACAUCCUGGGCAGGUUUUUUUUUUUUUUCAAGGAAUCCUGUCUACGUACAUCAGUGAAAAGAUUCCAACGUUGUUUGUGGUUGUGCAAUCUUUUGGGAGCACUGCCUUAUUUAGUUCCAUCUACUUCAUUGACUGUCAACAAGUGACAUGCUUUUUUCCCCACUUUAACUGCUUUGGUCUAAAAUUUAUACGCAAGCCCAAAGACCAUCAUUCAAUGACAAUAUUGAACUGCACAGUCUUUGUACAUGUAAACGUGAGUGAUAGGUGUACAUGUACUGUACGUUGUUGCAAAGUGUACAUAAGUGAUAGGAGGAGGUCUGUCCACAGCAAAGACAUUUGACUCUGAAAUAAGUGAACAUGGUGAAACGCUCGUUGGUGCUGUAAUUGGAUUUGAGAACUUGGUACUAAGUUCUGAAUUCUAUAAGUUGAUGCUACCGGUAGGCUCACAGUUUGCGUUGAACUUGUUCCAGUGAUUGGCUUUAAAAAGAAGUUUAACCUGUUGCCGAAGUGUGACAUUAUACCUGGACGUUCACCACUUUUUUCUACUUGCGACGAUACAAUACGUGACGGUGUACAUUGUGACCAUGCUACAUGUACCGGUAGUAGCUGCCCCAGGCAUGGAUACCAGAACAGCUCUCGAUAAGACCAUAUGGGUUGUCGUUGGAAUGACGGGGGAUUGUAGUGAGGAGAACACGGAGCAAGAGGCCGCAGAGGGAGAACUCUUUGAAGCCACCCAUCUAUUUCUGGAUCAUCUAAACAGAGUACGAGCAGAGUACAAUGUGGCACCGGUAUCGUGGAAGACGGCUGUGCGCUUUUUAAUGGCAAGGAAGUUUGACGUGAAGAGGGCGUUAGAACUGUUCAAGAACCAUGCGGCACUGAGACAAAGGGAAGGCCUCAGCCACUUAUCACCCACAGAAGAACCACUCAGCAGAGAGCUCCUCAGUGGGAAGUUCACCAUUUUGCCUCACAGAGACACGACGGGGGCGGCCAUCGCGUUGUUCUCGGCCAAGCUGCAUGCUCCCAAUGCGGUCCCCAUGCAAGCCGUCCUACAGGCCGUGGUGUUCCAGCUUGACCAUGCGUUGUCAGAUAACAACACACAGAGGAAUGGACUGACCUGCAUCUACAACAUGACUGAGUCCUCCUUUGCCAACUUUGACAUGAACCUGAGCAAGAAGCUACUGAGCAUGCUCCGUGAGGGCUACCCAGCCCGGCUGAAGCGGGUGUACGUCGUGACACCACCGCUGUGGUUCAAGGCCAUGUACAAGCUCCUGGCGCCCUUACUGAAAGAGAAAAUCAAAGAAAGGGUUACCUUAGUAAGUGCAGAGAGAUUGUGCCGUUACAUCCCAGCUAUGGCACUCCCCCGAGAGCUCGGCGGUAGCGCUGAGGUCAAGCAUUUGGACUGGCUUAACUCCUGCCUGAACCAGCAGACUGGCGACAACAACCGCAACUCCCAGGACCUGAGCGACGAAUUUGCCGACAGCCUGGAUGCUUUGGAGGCAAACCGCAAGGCCCUGGAACUUUUUGGUGCAAUCCCGUCUGCUGGCAGCAAAGCACUGCCACAACCCUAUGUGAACCACGUGCAGGCUGUGCAGCGGGAGCGGACGUCCAGCCUGGGCUCUGACGCUGGCCAUGGGCUGGUGGCUGUACCUAGCCAGACGGGCAGCGCAGGCAACUCCAUACCCUCCAGCCCCGCGCAGCCACGCCACCGCAACCUGGCCCAGGAGAUCAAUGAUCACGUGGACAGGCUGGAUGCACUGGACAAGAACGACAUCCCGGACUGCACCGCGGUGCUGGGCAGGACUGACCACCACCCCCACCCCCAGAUCGUCCAGGGGUGCAUGGUGAGCGAUGAUGACGACGAAGAGAAGGGCCAACAGGAGACCAAGGAAAAGCAUGAAACUGAACCAGUGCGUGAAGCCAUCAGCAACCACAUCAACCAGACCAACCACAGUAACGACGACGAUUUGAUCGACAUGCCCACGGAGCCUCCUCCAAAGCCGCCCCGUCCACAGGAACAAGUCUGUGUUUCCACCCCUACUAUGCCAGGAAGGCACGCACUCAAGGAGGAACUGUCUGUGCACCAGCCCACUGACACAGGCAUGGACUUAGAUGGACUGGUAGAGUACGUACUUCAGACCAAACAAAGUGGGAUAUACAAGGAAUAUGCAAUGAUCCGGGCUGAACCUCCUGUAGGACUUUUCAACGUCUCAAAGCACAAGUUUAACUUGCCAAAGAAUAGAUACGCCGAUGUCCUGUGCUACGAUCAGUCUCGGGUCAAGUUAAAGCUAACCAAUGGGGACCCAUACUCGGACUACAUCAACGCUAACACCAUGGAUGGCUACAUGCAGAAGAAUGCAUUCAUAGCUGCUCAAGGUCCCCUUCCGAGAACGUUUGGCGACUUCUGGCGCAUGAUCUGGGAGCAGAGCGUGCUGGUGGUGGUCAUGACGACGCGUACAGUGGAACGGGGCCGGCUGAAAUGCGGCCAGUACUGGCCCGGGGAGGUGGGUUCGUCAGAGAACUACAGCUUUAUUGCCGUCAAGAACCUAGAGAUGGAGAGGCGGCGAGACUACACCAUCACCGUCUUCAGUGUGCAGAACAUGCAGACUGGAGAAACAAGACGAGUCACCCACAUGCAGUUCACCAGCUGGCCGGACUUUGGGACACCACGCUCUGCCCAGGCCAUGCUGGAGUUCAGGGAGGAGGUGCGCAGGUACCAGGCCAAGGCCGUGGAAGAGCUUGGGUCGGUCUGGACCAGCCACCCACUGGGCCCGCCCAUCCUUGUCCACUGCAGUGCAGGCAUCGGACGCACAGGCACUUUCUGCACGCUGGACAUCAGUCUGUCCAGGCUGGAAGAUGUCCACACAGUGGACAUUUGCAACACGGUGCGUCGCAUGCGGGCCCAGCGGGCCUUCAGCAUCCAGACGCCCGACCAGUACGAGUUCUGCUACUUUGCCAUCAUCGAGUACGCCCAGCGAGCAGGCAAGCUGGCCCCCAUCGACUUCUCCGGCUAUGAUGACAGCGAGAGCGACAGUGACUGAUGCUUGCAAGUUGCUUUUGCCAGGGUCAGAAGAGAAAGGAGUCUUAAAGUCUCGUUGAAGGUUUGAUUUUGCCUGUGUUUUGCGUUUGCUGUCCUUGAUUAUAUCCUGUAACUUUGCAGGGGCUGAAUUUUAUCAAUUCCAAAAAAAAUGCUUGUCUAAAGCUUGUUUUUCAUGUUGGGCAUUUAACGACGACAGAAUCAAUUUUAGAGGACAAAUAAACUUGAGACUUUGGACUAAUAACAAUACUUUUUAAGUUAAAUUUUGGGACAGAAGGACUCCAAAAGAACCAAGUGAGUACUUUUCUGAAACCUUUUGUUCCAAAAACUUGGUGUGAAAUUUUGGUUGAGACCCCUCCAAGGUCAGGAAUCUUGUUGGUAUUUACUGUCCAGUGUCUAUCCAUGUAGUAUAGUAUCAUCUGCACCAAACUGUGCAUCUUGCAAUAAACCUGGUUCUUUGAAAGUACAUCUCUGGGAAUGACAAUAAAUGUAUACUUAGGAAGCUUCUACAUGUAUAUGCAUCUGUGCGUUGUAACAUGCACUUACAUGUAAGCAGUGAUGGAUCGGUUGAUCCCACUAAUAAUUUAUGGAGUUCGUACAAGUGGCUUGUCAUAAAAGUUUGGCAGUGCACUCAAUGAGUUAAUAGUCUCCCUUCGUGGCAUGUCUGAGGGAAGUACGGUAUAAGAUAGAUGGGUAAUGUCUAGACAACUGUCACUGCAAGCACAGAAAUAAAUCGACUCCAGUUCUAAAAUAUAUAUACAUGUAGAUCGAAAAAAAAAAAGAAUAGCCCUUGUUGGAGGGAAAUGCAAUAUACUGGCAUUCUUUUUCAUCUCUCUUUUUUUUUCUGUAAAUACUAUACAAACCUGCUGAAUAAUUCCAUAGACAAGAGAAAAUCUUUGUGUCUUCUUCUGUGAUUGUUUUGUAAAAGAUGUAAAAUAAUUGUAAUUGGUGGCAUUGUAGUUUUUUCGAGAAUCAUGAUGAGAAAGCCCCCUUUUUAAAAAUGUGGUGGUCCAACUUUCACAACUGUAUUGUACAUGUGAUAUGCUCGGUAUUGAACUCAAAAGUAUUGUAACAGGAUUUUAACUGACUGCUAUUACUUGUAUAUAUUAAAUACUGUGUUAGCCAAUACACCUCAAGUUAAAUUUAUUUAAAUAAAACAGUGGUGUUAUUGAAUCAUCGUGAAAACUCACUUGAAACUCAUUCGAGGGAAGAGCGUCCAAGUUGCAAAUGCCAUACCUCAGAAGGCUUUUGUGUUUUCUUUUCUAUGCAAGUACAGGCAUGCGAUGUAUAAAUGAUAUCACGUUUAUUUAUUUUCAGUUGUAAUUUAUUAGUUAUUUAAGACUUUAAGACUCGGUUUGUUUUGCCUGCAACAAAGUACUGUUUUUCUUUAUGAUUACGGCUUUGAAAAGUUGAGUACACUAAAGGUGCAGUAGUUGAUAGGUGGAGGCGAAAAGUACACGAGGCCAGGUACUUGUGCAUGUGCUUGUAACUUGUUAGGUUAAGGGGGGGGGCAAUUAUUGCCAACAUUUCUUGGCAUGGUUUUGUCAUGCCUUACAUCUUAAUCACCCUACUGUUGGUAAACCAGUUAAAAAAAAGAGGCUCUUCUCUCUAUUUCUCACAUCAGGUUGUGGGAAUUUUGUAAGGUUUGUACCGCCGCACAGUUGCGCAGCAAGCAGCAACGGCAGAAUAUACAUGUACAUGUACUGUAUAUUGAAAAAUCAUGUUCCAGAAAAUUGAACAGUAGUAUUGUAUACAUUCCAGUGGACAGUGUCAUUUUGAGUAUCUGUAGUAAUUUGUGAUAUGCCGUUUACACCACUAAAAUGAUAAAACAAAGCAUCAAGUUUUGAGAAAAAUCAAAUUGGUUUUGUUUUUAAUACAGGUGCAGUUAAUUAUGUUCAGGAAUCAGGGAAAUAUGAUUGCACAAAAUUGCAAAAAAAUUCAACCAGUUUCAGAAAUUAUAUCUCACUAAUUUCUAUAGCUGGCUGAAAAUGGUUUGAGCCUCAAACUAUUGUCUGGUCAUCUUUGAUUUUUUAAAAUUACAUUACACUUAACCUCACCCUUUAUACACAAUUACACAGCAGUGGUAACAAAAGAAUUUCGAAAAUAUCUUUACUCUCUCUAAAAGGCUGUGAUAGUUUUCUGAAACAAAAGUUAUGACAGGUGUCUCUUGGUGCUUGCAGUGUUAUACAUGUACAUGAAUGUUGAGUCUGUAUAAAUAGAGGAUUAGCGGAAAUGGGGUUUUUACUAUGUAGUACAUCAGUUUGAUUAACGUUAGAGCCAUUGGUGGGAUGGGUUGAUGACUUCAAGAUGGGACAGAGAAAAAGUGUGGAGGCAUUGUCAUGUCAGUUUCUUGUUACUAGACAGAUUGGCAAGCUAAAUGAUGUGCAAACUGGUCAAAUCAAACAUGUUUCCAUAAAACUGUAUUAUGUUGUGACUGUUGA
This is a messenger RNA of Acanthaster planci (crown-of-thorns starfish), 5716 nucleotides long. RefSeq names its product tyrosine-protein phosphatase non-receptor type 9-like. Lineage: Eukaryota; Metazoa; Echinodermata; Asteroidea; Valvatida; Acanthasteridae. Gene Ontology annotation, molecular function: protein tyrosine phosphatase activity. Gene Ontology annotation, biological process: protein dephosphorylation. The record is from RefSeq and is a predicted model, not a curated record.